AUGUCCGACGUUGUCAAUUCACUGCACGCGGCUGCAACCAAAAACCUGAAUUCACGCCUGGCUAGCUGGUUCUCAGCUCCAAAUUCAUCUUCAUUCCUGAAUACUGCGCAGACUAAGCGGCAGCAAGACACUGGAACCUGGCUUUUGGAAAGCCCUAUCUUCCUCGGCUGGAAAGGUGCACCCCAUUCUUUCCUUAGGCUGCAUGGUAAAGCAGGUUGCGGAAAGACUAUCCUGGGCUCUACUGUGCUUUGUUCUCUGCUCGAUGAUAGUAAUAGCAACGAAAUGGUUGCGUGUUUCUACUUCGACUUCCAGAAAAGCAACUAUUUCAAAACUUUCUGA
Molecule: messenger RNA, 339 nt
Organism: Letharia columbiana
Lineage: Eukaryota; Fungi; Ascomycota; Lecanoromycetes; Lecanorales; Parmeliaceae
Exons: 1
Coding region: 1-339 (112 amino acids)
Source: RefSeq, a predicted model, not a curated record